Messenger RNA from Ruditapes philippinarum (Manila clam), 1130 nucleotides. RefSeq names its product angiopoietin-related protein 7-like. Bases 1 to 810 code for a protein of 269 amino acids. NCBI's taxonomy places the organism in Eukaryota, Metazoa, Mollusca, Bivalvia, Venerida, Veneridae. The transcript has 4 exons. The record is from RefSeq and is a predicted model, not a curated record.
AUGGCACUGAACACAUUAGCGGACGUGUUUGCAUUUAUAGAUAUCUCUGGUAAAGAAUACAAACCGUAUUACAAACUUAUUGAGGAAAAAAGGGCCUUACCUAGAUAUGUGUACAAAUGUUUAAAGGAUGAAUACAUUUGUGAUAAUGUGAAAGAUAAACUUGCUUGUUAUCCCUUACAGUCAGACUGCGAAGCAAUCUAUGAAAAUGGACCACGAACAGAUGGUAUGUACAUGAUCUCGCCUGACGGAAGAUGUCCUUUUCUUGUUUACUGUCACAUGAAGAAUGGUGGCUGGACCGUGAUACAACGGCGUGUUGACGGACGUGUCAGCUUCUACAGACCAUGGGAUGGUUACGUCUCUGGGUUUGGUGAUCUUGACGGGUCGUUUUGGCUUGGCUUAGAGAAAAUCCAUCGCCUAACAAGAGACGGAAGUCAAAUCUAUUUUGAUAUGGAAAACUAUGACGGUUCAAGAGAUUAUGCCCAUUACAACGUGUUUACCGUUUACGAAGCAGCGACAGCAUACAGAAUGAAUGUUGAUACCUUUGGAUACAGGGGUUCUAUCAUAGAGCUCCUAAGUUACCAUGACAACCAGAAAUUUUCUACCUAUGAUAGAGACAAUAAUGCUUCUUCAUCGAACUGUUGUAAAGACCGUGACGGAGGUGGAUGGUGGUAUAAGGAUUGCUACAAGCUUGGAAACUUUAACGGAGUUUACGGGAAAAGGGAGCUUGGAGGUAUUGGUUACGGUGACGGUGGUCAUUUACAGAUUAAGAAUGUUGAAAUAAAGAUUAAGGCGAUGUACGGUGUUUGUUAAUCACAGGUCAUUUUAUUGUUGUAAAUCCUAUCAACAGUUUUAUUGCACUCCAUGUAUGUAUUUAAUGUGGGGGCAAUUCUUAUUCAGAUUUUGUCCAUACAUAAGUAUAAUCAUUGCAACAAAAGCAACGAUUAAUUCUUAAGCAAGUAAUUUAAUUCAUUCUUUUUUCGCUUUGCUGUCCAUUUUUUAUAUUACUUCUGUGACAUUUACUAUAAAAGACAUAAUUAUAUAUAAAGAUUGUGUAAAAUGUUUUCACUUUUUAGCUGAUUUAUCAAGAAACUUGCAAGUAUACUGUUGAAUAAAUAAAUUUAUUCUUUUUA